This is a messenger RNA of Ceratina calcarata, 766 nucleotides long. Its product is annotated as microsomal glutathione S-transferase 1. Lineage: Eukaryota; Metazoa; Arthropoda; Insecta; Hymenoptera; Apidae. The transcript is spliced from 2 exons. The coding region runs from base 206 to 646 and encodes 146 amino acids. The record is from RefSeq and is a predicted model, not a curated record. Gene Ontology annotation, cellular component: membrane.
UGUUCUAUACUACACACACACACGUGUUACGUAUCGCGUGUAUACACAUAUAUAUACACGGACGCUCUCGCGAUACAUAAGCAAUUGCAGCUACGCACCUUUUCACAUUCCGAAAGAUUCGACCAACCGAACACACGUCGGUACGAGGCACGGCUGCUCAACUGUGAUCUUUAGAGGCUGUUUACAUUUCCGUACAUCUAAUAAAAUGUCUACCCUCAUGGAUCCGGAGCUGUUCAAGACGUUCGCGUUUUGGGGUAGCGUGCUCGCCGUGAAAUUGAUCUCAAUGGCAGGUCUGACUGCGCGCAUGAGGUAUAAAAACAAGGUGUUCGCCAAUCCGGAAGAUGCCAAGGGGUUCAAAGGAUCGAAAGUUGCUCUCAAUGAUCCCGACGUGGAACGUGUUCGCAGAGCACACUUGAACGAUUUGGAGAACAUUCCUAUAUGGUACAUCGUCACGUUCCUGUGGCUGACCACAGGACCUUCCGUCAAGAUAGCUACGAUUUUGAUCAGGACAUUCGUGCUGGCCAGAAUCGCUCAUACAGUGUCGUACGCUAUUUUCCCUAAGCAACCGCACAGAGCGUUAGCUUAUUUCAUGGGCUUAGGCAUCACCAUCUAUGAAACGAUCUGUACGUUGGUCUAUUACUUGUAAUUAGGAUUACUUUCUUUUGUAAAGAUACACUUUUUCUGUAUAUUUUAUACGUUUACUGUAUCCGUUAAUAAAUAGAGUAUAGAUUUUCUUAAGUAGAAAUAAAACGAUGAUAAAUAAUGA